AAUAUAUAAUUGUAUUAACGUAAAUUUAAAGCGUUACCUGAAGGCAGCAACGCCUCGACAGCGAUGUGUCAUUUCAGCGGAGGGGUUUGAGCAGCGCACGAGCCCGUCCAGCUCGCGCGCCCCCACCUCUCCCCAUUUCACAGAGAGGAUGCGCGAGGACGAGUGCUAGCCUCGAUUGUUUGGCGUUAUUUUGCAAACAGCGCUCUCAUUUGAACAGUCCAGACGAACAGAACACGACGCGUUGACAUUUGGGAUGGAAACCGCCUUUCCGAGGGGAAACAUGGCCUUUAUUUGGCUGACUUUGGCGCUGUUCGCCAUCGUCCUCUGCGCAUCGCCGGUGAGUGGGAACGAGGAUUGUCUGUGGUACGUGGACAAAAACGGCACCUGGCACAACGGCUUUGACUGCCCUCUCAUCACGUUCUGCUGCGGCAACUGUCAGCGGCGCUACUGCUGCCUGGACGCCUUCAAGAUGAUCACUGAAAGGGAGCAGAAACGCUGCAUGCUCUUUCAGUUCAGCCCCACCACUUUGGCCGGCAUCGCGUCCUCCAUUCUCCUGUUUGUGGCCAUCAUCGCGGCGAUGGUCUGCUGCUUCAUGUGUUCCUGCUGUUACCUCUACCAGAGGAGGCAGCAGAGGGGCAGGACGCCCUACGAUGCCCAACAUAUUCCCAUGGCCAGCUAUCCCGUGGAGCACAUGUAUGAUGCGUACGGAAAACCGCUGGGACCAACAGAGUAUCCACACAUGGGUUAUCCCAUGGCGCCCCAGUAUCCGGGCAUGCCCCCGCAGUACCCUGUGAUGCAACCGGGGCUGUAUCCGACCCAACCGCUGGACCCCUCCUACAGUCAGGCUCCACCUCCGUACUCUCCUCCUCAGUAUCCCGGCCACUGAUGGGCUCCUCUGAACUCAGACAGCAUUGGAGAAACGGCUGAUCCCAAAUGACUGUUUCAAAAAAAAGAAAAAAACUCAAGACGGCAGCCAUGCUCCUUCAUGCACAGUCUAACACACUAAUAAAAGCUACAGCUCGACUAGCAUACGUUUUCCUGCUGAGGAGAACAGAAAGCACUUUAAGGUUUGUUACGUUUUUUUUGUUUGUUUUCUUGACGUUUUCUUGCAUUGUCCUACUUUCCCAAGAGAUCGCUGUAGAUCCGAUUCUCUCCUGCAACUCGACUCCGGCCGCUCUGACGCGUCUGCAGACACUACAUCAUUUUUUAAGGAGGAUCUGCAUCUCGAUCCUUCUACUUUGACUCAGUCGUCUUAGCAAAAGGCUGACAUUUAAAAAAAAAAAAAAAAGAACUAGUUUUUUUUUUUUUUUUUUUAAUUUGAAACAAUUUUUUAGAACUUGAGGCGGCAUUUUAGGUCAUUUCUGAUCCCUAUUUAUGAGGUUUUCGAUGCUAAAUGCUAGCCAAGUCAGUUCAAUUUUUUAACUUCUAAAGGAUGAAGCCACUAAUUAUAUGAAUAUAUUGAAGAAUCAUGAUGAUACUAAAGCAAAAAACAGACGACCAACAUCUCAGUGUGUACUCCGCUCUACAGUUUUUUAGGAUUUUUCAGCAUUUCUUGAAGGUUUCCAGCUGCACUGUUCCUGCUUUUAUGUCCCCCUCUGUAUUAAAUUAUAUUCAGCUUGGUUUCAGUGUGGACAUAAUGACACACAUAUUAAGAAUUUGACAAAAUCAAAUAUUUUUGAGGCAUUUUAUAACCCGAACGUUUCAAAAUAAAAGCACAGAGCUCCAGAAAACUUGAAGACAAAUUAUCUGAAUUAAGCAAAAUUAGAAAAAUAAGUCAUAAUCCAAAUAUAAAUCGAAUAAACAAAAGCAACAAUUUGGCUGUAAAUAAUAAUAAUAAUAAGCAGGGGGUUUUUAAGGUAAAAUCCUUAAAAAAUAUACAUUUUUGCGAUUAUGUGCCACCUUCCUUCGUAAUUAAUUCAAAUUGACCAAUUUUCAGACCACAUUAAAGUCCCUCUUGAAUAUUUAUUAGUAGUUUGUAAGCUUUAAGUUGAAUAGACAGAAACAUCUAACGUUAAAGAGAAUAAAUAUGAGUAAUAAAAGAUGCUCAGGUGGCUUCAUUCAUUUCAUUUAACUCUCCUCUUUAUGGACAUUUUAAUAGUUCAUAGUGGCACCUUCAUCACCUCCGACCCACACAUUAGGAGUACUAACCAGCUCCCUGUUCUGCUCUUUUCUGAGAUUCUUUACAAACUAGUCUGAACUUUAGAAUCCAACAUCUUUUUGUGACGCUUUCGGUUCGUCUCGUUUCGGAGGUCAUACGGGAAGUUGUAGGACUUGCUGAAUAAUGAAAACAAAAUCUGUCUCCUUACAAUAACUAUUAAUAAGAAAAGAGAUUAACUUUUUCAAUAUUUUGUAAAUCCUUUCUUCAGUUGAUGAUGCUGUAACACGUUAUCGUUCUGUAACAUGAGACCCCAUGUUUUGACAUUCUCCCACUGAGUAUUUAUUUAUUAUUACUGUUGUUACCUCUUACUGUGAAGGGUUUCUCACCGUCUGGACUAAGCUACAAAUCCAAAAAUGAGCACUCUUGAAUACUUCCCAGGAUUCUUUGAAGUUCCCCGGAAAUCCAUUCAUGUUGCUUUCCACUGGAGUCUGUGAAUGUGGACGAUUGUUUGGCUGAAACUCGGAAAUGGGAUUAAGUUUAGAUUCAAAUGCAACAAUGUACAAAUACUCGCAUAGAUUUCGGAAAUUAAAUAAAAGCCGAUAGGUAAGAUUUUAAUGCAGAAAUGUCCUAUUUUAACUCCAGAAACUUUGAUUUCCUUUCAUUUUCUUUCGCGAUGUUUGAUUGGCUCUUCUAGAAAUUUAAAAAGAAACUGCUAGAUCCUCUAAAGCAGGACACAACUGACUAUAUAAGUGUCUAAAUCGUUCGAUUAGCAGUCAAAUGAAAUUUAAGAUGUAUUUGUCUCAUAAAAAUAGCUGUUUUGGUCUUUGUGCUGUACAGGAGGCUAAAUUCUAGAGUCUUUAUCGACUAAAUGUAAAGCUAAAUCUUUAUGCAAACAGUGUUGACACUUCAUGAGCCAGAUUGCAAAACAAUAAAAGUUGCCCGUCCUGCAAUAAAAUAUUGGUGAGAGUAUUUUUUUUUUGUUUUUUUUAAAGCACCUAAAUGGAUUUCCUUGGAUUUCAAAGUUUUCUUCUAGCUUCUAACUGUAAACUGGUUUCGUCUCUAAAUGUUCUGACCCGUAAUCUUAGGUUUGUCAGGUUUCGAUGAUCCAUGUGGUCGGGUUGAGUGGUGGGUGAGAAACCUACCACUCUCAAUUUGUGUUAAAACAUUGCAUGAGUUUGACGAAACAUGAUGUUCUUACCAGGAUGACUGUUCAGACCUGUACAGACUUGUGGAGACUUUGUGAAGCACAAGAAUAAUGCUGAUAAAUGUCCGAAAUGAGGUUUUUCAGAUGUAGGUGGACAUAUUUGCUCAAUGAUGUUUGUGUAAACCACCUUUUCUAGAAGGUUUCGGUACAUCUGGAGGGACGUUUGUCUGCAUGUGGCGUUUGUCUGUUGUCAUAUGGAUGAUAUGACAUUUUAAUAUUUGGAGGGGGUGUAAUAUUUGUAUUAACAUAAAGUCUAAUUUUUGGAUGUAAAAUA
Oryzias melastigma (Indian medaka) is the source of this 3576-nucleotide messenger RNA. It is a transcript of the gene shisa4, whose product is annotated as shisa family member 4. The coding region runs from base 254 to 886 and encodes 210 amino acids. The record is from RefSeq and is a predicted model, not a curated record. Lineage: Eukaryota; Metazoa; Chordata; Actinopteri; Beloniformes; Adrianichthyidae. The transcript is spliced from 5 exons.